Messenger RNA from Limulus polyphemus (Atlantic horseshoe crab), 4804 nucleotides. Its product is annotated as putative leucine-rich repeat-containing protein DDB_G0290503. Lineage: Eukaryota; Metazoa; Arthropoda; Merostomata; Xiphosura; Limulidae. The record is from RefSeq and is a predicted model, not a curated record. The annotation marks the transcript as partial. The transcript has 8 exons.
UGAACUAUGUGAAGAGUUGAAAGAGGCUAAAGACCAGAAUGAACUUUUAGAGUUUCGUGUCCUGGAGUUGGAGCAGGCUAAUAAGAUAAUAGAAAAUAAACUUCUCUUCGAGAAAGGAGUAAAUACAGAGCCAUCUGAUGGAAAUAUAGAGAAUAUUAUUCAAAAUGACAGUGGUUUAGCUUUUGAUGACGUCAUCAAGAAUUAUAAGGAAAUGGAAAUAAAGGCAGAAACAUUUAACGAACUGAGCGAAAAACUAAAGAAUGUAUAUUAUAAAGGGAUGUUCUCUUCCGACGAAAGGUCAGUGUUAGCUCAGACCAUUGGCUUCCUGGAGACAUGCCAUACACAUAUGAAGGAAACGGUUGCAGCUUUGGAGGAGAAAAUAAACGAUUUGGAAGGGGAAAAGAAACAGCUGUUUACAAUUCGCCCUCCAGAGGACCUCAUUGAAGACUACGAAAGGUGUAAAAUACAGCUGGAAGAAACCCAAAAGAUACUCACUAGCACACAAGAAGAGCUGGAAGAGGUCCAGAAACGGGAAGCUACUUUGAAUCAGAUGGAGGAGAUGAACCAACAGUGUGUGGGGCAUCUUAGAAACGCCUUUAAAGAUUUACAGUCUCAAUUAGCUAUUGCCACUAGAGGUCAGGACGCUCAAGCUGCCCUUUUAAAGGAACACAUAGAACACAUUAAUAGUCUUAAAACACAACUAGAAAAUACCGAAGAAGAAAGUAAAAAGCACCACGAGAAAGUACAACAUCUAAUGAAAGAAAACAACUCGUUAAAAGAAGCACUAGAAAAACUCGAAGCAGUUAGUGAAACCGAUGGCCAAAAAAGUAACUUAUCAGCCUUGCCAGAAAGACAGGAUCUGGCAUCUCCAGAAAUUCAAAACGAGAGGUUGCAAGAAAAGCUUAGGGAUGUAUGUAAAUCAUGCGAUCAUCUUAGACAAGUACUCAAUGAUUAUGAGAGGAUAAAUAAUGAUUUAAGUGGAAGAUUAACAACUGUCGAGAAGUCAGAACAAGAACUUGUGGAGAAGAAUCUUCGAUUAUAUAUAGACUACGUGUCAGCUAGAGAAGAUAUAGAGAAACUCCUUUUACAACUUGACCAUCGGCCAAGUUUGUCUGGUACUUCUGUUAAUACCAAUAAAGAUGUAGAUCGGCUCCAUGAAGUUUUCCCUGAUGAGCCAGAUUCCAUGGGAACUGCAACUAGUGAAGACGAAGGUCUUGGCGAUGACAGUAGACGAGGAGAUUCUACGGGUCCAAGUAGUCUUACUGAUCUUCAUGAAUCUGAAGAAGAUCUUUUGUCCAAGUCCUCGGAUUUGGAUUUUGGCGAAAACCGUGUUUUGGAACACUCAAAACCACAGGAAUUCGAACAGAUGAGGUCGAGAUUUCAGCAGAUGGACAGUUUACAACAAAAAGAAAAACAACUGUCUGAUUGUCUCAAGCAUUCAGAGACUUUGGUUAUGGAGUUACAGGAAAAACUGAAAGUAAAAGAAGCACAGAUCUGUAAACUUUUAUCUGAAAACUGUACAACUCAUCAAAGUAAAUCUGAAGAAAUAAAGAAAUGGCAACUGGAGAUGGAAAAGCAGCAAGCUAAGUUUGAAGAUCAACAAAAACAUUUAGUUGCAAUACAAACGGAGAAGAAGGAACUCCAAGAGCAAUUAUUAGAGCUUGAAGAAUCUGAAAAUGAUGCCAGAUGUGGGGAACAGAAGUUACAAGAGCAGUUGAAGAAUUUGUUAGAGAAACAGAAGAGAUUAGAAGAAAAACUAUCCGAUAGAAACAGAGAUUCUGAAGUCGCCCGUAAGCAGCUGAUGGUGGCAGAAGCAACAGAGAACGAGCUUCGUUCGCAGAUAACUUACAUGGAGACAUUGGUUCAGAAAUAUGAGGUUCAUAUUCAAGAUCUCGAAUCGUCUGAAACAGAACUUCAAAAAAAGGUUUUCAGACUUGAACAGAUGUUACAUCAAGCUACUGAAGAAAAUCUUCGUAUACAGCCCACCACAUUAAAGCAGCAUUCCGAGUAUUCAAAAAACACAGAUUCUUCAGAAAUUCUGGACACCGUGAACUCACAGAGGUACACGCCGUCUGAAAUUUGCUCUGUAGAAGUACAGGUUGAUAUUAAUAGAGUUAAUUGCGCCAAAUCAAUGUCAGAUCAAUCUACUCAAACUGAGUAUGGUUCGUGCAGCCACGAGUUAGGAAAAAAUCCACUGUACACACUUGAGUCCGUUUUUUCCCACCCUUCACUUUGUGCAUCCUCUGAGGUGUUGAGCGAGAAACAAAAAGCUUUAUUGGUCCGGCUGAGGGCGUUAGAAGCAGAAGAUUCUGUGCUCAGAGAACAACUUCACCAGAUGGAUGGUUUAAAUCUGGUUCUUUGGCAGAAAUUAUAUGAUUUAGGUAACGAUGUAGGAGCUUGUAAGAGGGAGAACGUAAGCUGGGAAAUGUCAUUUCAAAAAGGAAGUGAAGAAAAACACUACAAAGCCACAGCUCGACUCGAUGAUCUUUUAACUACAAAAAAUGUUGGCUCUUUUGACAAAGAGAUGCAAAGCUCUCUUCCUGUACAAUUAGAGGUGACGACUAGUAGUAAGUUAGAACACAGACAUGAACAUAUUCUUUCUAGACUAUUAAGCUUAGAAGGAAAUGAACAGAAACUUAAAGAAAGACUUUGGGAGCUAGAAAAAAUUAACCACGAAUUUGAAAAAGAACUUGAGAUAAGAGAGAAACUUUACAAAGAAAAAGAUAAACAACAACAGAAAUGGAUGCAAGAAGAAAAAAUACUUAAAGAAACAAUUCAGACAUUGAAUGGAGAAAAGACUUUACUGUUUCAAAAAGCUUCAUUGCUAGAUUUAGAAAAAAAGAACCUUGAAAAAGAAGUUGAAAACAUCCAGAAAACACUUCAAACCCUAAAGUUAGAACACGCUAAAGAACUGGAAGAUUUAGAACACAGACAUAGUCAGGAGGUUGCAAAUCUUCGAACUAAGAUAAAGGAUUUAGAGAAAACAAUAGAAGAAAUCACAAAACAAAUAAGCCAAUGCCCUGAAAAAGAAGAAAUAGUAAAAAAUGAAUCGAUUAAAAAAAUCCGUGAUGUAGAAGUUUGUGCAAGUAGUUUGGAAGACUUACAAACUGAACAAGAUGACCAAAAAGACUUGGAUGAACAAGUUGAGCAAAAUAAAAAACAACUAGAAGCACUCAAAGAAACGCAUAAAUCAGAGAUAAAACUCCUAAAAUCUCAACACUUGGUUAAAGAGUCAACGUUGGAAGAAGAAAUAAAGGAGCUACGUCUUCAAGAACUGAAUCUUAAUGAAGAAAUUGCGUCACUUCGUGAGAAACAGUCAAAAUUAGAAAAAGAUUUAGAGGCAAAACAAAAUGAACUUGAACUCUGUAACCAGCAGUAUAAAAAUUCCACGAAACUUUUAGAAGAAGAGAAUCAUUUGGUUGAAGCAGAGUUGAAAUGGAAGUUAAAAGAAAUGGAGGAGAGCACGACAAUUACUGUAACUGCAUUGAAAGAAGAGAAACAGAAGCUAGAACUGAAUCUCCAAACUGACUUGGAAGAUCUACAUUCUAAAGAAAAAACAUAUAAAUUUCGAAUAUCAGAAUUAGAGAAACAAGUUUUGGAACUUAAAAGUGAAAUUGGUAAGCUAACUGAAGACGUUUCUUCCGUAACAACAAGUGAGAUAGAUAUUAACGAAGAGGGUGGAAAAUUGGUUUACGUAUCAGAAAGAGAAAAAUUACUUCAACAAAGGCUCGAAGAAAUGGAAAAGAAGGAAGCAGCAUACAGGGAAACAUUAGAAAGUGCUGACAAGAUUGUCGCAUCUUUAGAACGUGGAUAUAAGGAAAAAAUUGACGAAUUAGAAAGGUCAGAACGGAACUUAAAACUGCGCGUCUCUCAUUUGGAAGAUAUCGAAAGUCGUCUUCGUAACGCAUUAAAAUACGAGCAGAGAGGAACCGAUGUUCGUAGGAGUAGCGACUUGUUGGAGGAACUAAUGGAAGCCGAGGCUAGAGAGAGUGAACUCAAGGAUAAAGUUUGUGAGCUGGAGAACACGGAGAGAAACUUGUUGCUUAAAAUUAAAGGAAUAGCAAAGUCGCAAGAAGCACUAAAAGAUGAAUUAAAGGAAAAAGACGACAUGACGCAGAAUUUGGAAAAUUUACGGCAAGAAAGAGAAAAUCUAAAAAAGGAACUUGCCAGAAUUCAUAGAUCGGAAAAUGCCCUUAAAGAAACUCUGGAAGAAGCUGAUAUAAUCCUUCUGCAACGGGAGACGGAGUUGAACCAAAAGAUAAUAGAAUUAGAAGAGGAAAAGAAAGAGCUAGAAGACACUGUCAUUCAACUGCGAAAAGACGUAAAGCAGUUAAAAGAUCGCAUUGAACAGGAUAUUAACAAACAAAUAACUCUCAGCUGUGAGCCAUUCCCUCUGUUGGAUUCUGAAUCUGAAGAACCUCCAGUGAGAAACGAAGAAACGUUCUAUACUUGUGGCAGACAGGAUUGGAAAAUAAGAGAACAGGAAUGCGUUGAAGCAGACUUAAGAUUAGAGAUCACUCGUCUUCGCCAGUGUCUCUCUGCUUCCAAUUCCCACUUAGCCGAUCUGGACAGCGUUCGAAGGAAUCAAGAAGAUGUCAUUGCUACAUUAGAACAAGAUAAAACAUUGCUCCAAGAAGAACUGAUACAACUGCGUGUUGGAGCAGAGAGAUCGCAGGGACUAUGUGAUAUAAUAACUCAGUUAGAGGAAGAGAAAAAACAACUGUUGCAGAGGAUAGAGAAAAUAGAUAUUGAAGAACAGUGGAGAGAAAGUCUCAUAAAGGUUAACGCGCAGUUACAAGAACAA